This is a messenger RNA of Amoebophrya sp. A120, 6199 nucleotides long. Lineage: Eukaryota; Dinophyceae; Syndiniales; Amoebophryaceae. The record is from the annotation of a GenBank genome assembly.
AGCAGCUCACCCUAUUCCACAUGUUCAUGACUACAUCAACAUAUUAAAAACUGUCAAAAUUGUUUUUAUAUCAUCAAAACUUUCGUCUGCAGUACGAUUCUUGAAACCUCUCCCUCACCUCUGUUUCUAACCCCCUUGUUGAACUUGAAGUGAGUCCUUUUUGUUUUUUACGAUUAAAUUAAGCGACGAGGCGAAUUCAUAAGCCAGGAUGAUCGGUUUUUGCUAUACAGUUAUCCAAUUAGCGAGAAAUUGCUCGUGCACAAAUUUUGAUUCGAAAACCAAAGGAGUCAACGCGAGAUCCGACUCAAAAGGACCACCUCACGAAGACACGACUACGCGCACACGCGAACUGCCCACGAAGAGAGCCUGAAACAUCAUGAUGCAGGAUCAACGGAAUUUGUCACAACCAAGAAGUCGAUCACGAGCAGGAGCUCGAAACCGAACGAAGGACCAGCAUGUUCCACCACUUAGCGGAGAUGUACCACGUCAAGAGCAUCACACGGCGGGACGACCACCACGAGAGAACCAUCCACUGGACGAUCCCAAGACGCGGUUCGAAAUGGCUCGCUCCACACUUAAUCCUUCCCCAUCGACGUCCAUGAAAUUUCGCGGUCGCGCUCCCAGCCGGUCCCCGGGCGGCCUGAUUGCAACCGGGGCGCGUUGCGGCGUGUACUUGCUGUCAGGUAGCGCUGUUCUCGUGAAAGCGCAGGGCGCGAUCGAUUCCGACGCAGCGCUGAGAGGAGGUGGCGAGACUGCGGAUGAUAGGACUGGCGGUCGCGAUGUUCGCUCCUGGAGAAGUGACGAGAUCGGCACGACGAGCACAACGAGGGCGGCUAUGCCCACUUCAUCUUUCACCGAAGAUGGCGCAGCUCUCUCCCAAAAUGAACAGCUUGGAGGUGGAUUGGACCGUCGUCGUGGGCAGGUUACUCGGCGGAAAAAGAAAAACCUUCGGGGCGCUGCUAAGCGAGUCGAGGAACACGACGAAAAAUCAAACACCGCGGCGACGGUUCCUGCCGGAUUGCUGCAGAUUGGCACGAAGAAGGGGGCGGCUGUGAGAGAAAGUCAAAUUUCGGACCAGUCGAGUGCACAAAAUGAUUUGGUGGAGGAAGCGGAAGGGGUGCCGGCGGAUGGUGGCACGGCCGCAAACUCUGACGCAUCUUCGAGCUCUUUCGCAGUGCGUCAUAUGGUACCUGCUCCUCGUCCUGAAUCUCUUCCCCCUGUACUAGUACCAGCACGGCAUGAUCUCCAGCAUAUGGUACCUGCCCGUCAGGCAUCAGAACCAGCACUAGUACCGUAUUUUCGACCUCCAAGCCAACCCUUCAAUUAUUUGCAGAGUUCCAACAGUGGGUUAGUCGCCGCAGGACCACCAGCUCUACCACAACCAGCUCGUCCAGCUCCAGACCGUGUAAUGCUUCCUGCUCCAUUUCUACUUCCUACCGACGCAGCCCCGGGCGCUGCACUUGGUGCACCUCCUGCUGCGGUCGUGGUUCCACAACAGCCGCAGCAGGUUGUACAACUACAACCACUUCCUGCGGGCGCUCUUCUCGCACCUAAUGGAUUCGCGCCAGCGAUUGCAGCAGCACCUCCGUUUACUUUCACCGUCGAUCCCGUAGACCAGUUGAAGCGGCUGAUACAGGAACACUUUGAAAAGGAGAUUAUGCGGAAGUGGACACAGAACAUCGAGAAGGAGGAACAGCAGAGGGUGCAGGAAGGAACGGACGACGAGCACGAAGAUUUUACGGAGAGGCGGAGGUUCUACGAGAAUAAAGUGAAACCCCAUCUGUUGACUGAUUUUUUUAGAAACAGUAUCGUGCUUGCACAGGAAGAGCGCGAUAUUACCAACGGCAGGCCGUUGUAUGUGACCGAGAUCGGGUACGACGCCACUAAAGAUGACCAGCAACAGCAACCACGGGAACGUUUUACAAUAGUGAAGGAAUUGGGGCAAGGAGGUUAUGGGGCUGUGUACGCCGUUCUGGGAACAAAGGCCACGGUAAGACAUGACGGGACACAGACUACAGAAGCUCUGAAAGACAUGGGCAUUGAAAGCGGCGCCAAGGAAAUCGUAAAUCAUCUUGUGGCAGAUUUUCUCACAUCUGGCGUUUCAGAAGAAAAUCAAGAAAGGGAUUGUCUGCCAAAGCUCUGGAAAGUUCUCUGCUACAGCAACAAGCCAGGCAGAAUCGCCUUUAUGCAUUACAAUUAUGUCUGCGUCUGGGAUGAUGCAAGUUGGUGAUGCAGUCUUUCUGGUGUCGUCCUCGCACAACAUCAAUAAAAAUCUGUCCUGCACAACAAGCAGCACGAUUUGCUGUCUCAAUGUCACGCUAAAAGUUGUGAUGUGAAGCAUCAUGAUAGGCAACAUUAAGGAGCCUCUUCAAAACCUGAUAUUUUGCAUUGGCAUGCAUGGCAGACCAUUUGCGUGAUCAACAAAAUGCAUGGAGGAUGACGGUAAUUUUCGUACUGAGAUUACACGUUGUAUUUACUCCGAAAAAUGCAUGAAUAUGAAAAACACGCCCACUCGUCCAGACCCAGACAUGUUGCUGGGUUAUAGUCUUGGUGAUGGAGCAAUUUGCCGGAACAGUUGAUGGCUUACUGACACAGGCUCUAGGCCAGCCGAAAUGGGAUGACUCUGUUGUGACAAAAAUGAGCAACCGUCUCGGAAAUGGGGGAGGACUCCCGAUGAAGGGGUUGGCUCACAUCGCGAGGUGCUUUGCGCAGUGGCACAAGCACGAUUUUUUUCAUGGAGACUUCCACGCUGAUAAUGUUGGGAUGAAGCACAAUGGGCAACUCAUCAUGCUGGACUUCGGCUACGCCCAGUAAACCACGUCAAACUUCUCGCAGAGUCUGGCAUUCAAUUUCUUUGUUUUGUGCCUCAGUUGCGUGAUCUACUCGUACUCGCCCACCUAGAUUUUAUUCUGAGCCCGCACACACCUAUUGAUUCUGUACUUUAAGUUCAAGUUUAACAUUUUUCCUCAUCUUUCCACGUCUUCACAACUUAGCAUCCGGAGUAGGAUGAUCUGGAAGGGUUCAUCUUUAUUUAUGUGUGUCCAAAGCGUGGCGGGCGCGGAAAUUGAAGCAGAGAAUCCUUGCUCCGGACUCGAUGCCGCAAAAAAGGCAAAACAGAAACUAGCUGGGUAAUAGAGUAAAACUAAAAGCUGCAACUGGGUCACUUGCUACUUUCCGGCUCUGCGUGCAGGACGACGAAUUUUGCUGCCACAGAUUCCUUUCGGGUAUUGCAGACUUUCCGGACUAUACGCAGAUGUUUGCUAUGCACAUGAAGACUCUGGAGGUAGCCGUGCUGCCGCAGUUCCCACGCACUUCCAAGUCUUCUUCAUGGAUAUAAUCGUGAUUUUUUUCUUUUUGAAGCAUGAUCAGGUUUCCAGUGACCACCAUUCUUGCAUUUGAGUCACGCUCUCUUUGUAUUAUUUUUGAUGACAUUUUUGUCGAGCUCGAGAUGAACAAGAAGAAGUAGGACGAUGAUACUCAGUGACCGACACGGAUGAUAUUGAUGGUGGCGUGCGGUAGUUGUUCCGGGGCUGUGGCUUCGCGACUUAAUUUUUCGUGGGCAGAUUCUACGUAAGGCCAUUCAAUGACCACAUCAUGGCGGGCUGGGCUUGGCCUCCCGAAGAAGCAAGUAUUUUCGAAAAUAACGGUAAUCCGGCGGAUGCUUACGAAUCGCCGCGCAGGUGGAGUAAGCAGUUUGCAGGAAGGGUAAUGGAGCGGGAUGCCUUUGGCUUUGCGCUAAUUGCGUACGGCUCGUAUACAUUUCGUCGUCCGGGUCCUCAAGGUGGUGGAAAUGGUGCGCUCAUCAAUCCCGUUAAAUUACCGCUAAUACAAUCCUGGCACACAAGCUUCCAUGCUGGUCCGGGUGUUGCUCCUGCACAGAUCCCCCCCCAGUCUCCAUCAUUUUCCUUUGACAUGAGGCUGUUACCGACCAGAUAGGAAAUUGAAACGCUUUGGUCGGCGGGUGUCCUGUGGAUCUACUCGUGCUGCAAUCAUGUUCAUGAUAUUUUUUUGGAACCCAAAUAUAUUUAUUUGGACUGCAAGGAGAAGCCUACUAGUACGGAGAGAUUUAAGUAAAUGUUAUGUACUUAUACAUCCACAUACUAUUACUAGUUUGCGCUUUGCGCUCCCGUCCCCGUGCGUGUUGCCGCCCUUCUGAGGUUCUCGCUAGAUGCAUACGGACGAGGGAUAGUCAUUGUGACUACACUUAGCUUGCACAAAAGGGGCCUAAAAAGGUACAUACGAAUGCCCGGCAGCACGAGCAUGACCCAGUGUAGUCGAGACGCCUAUUAUGAUUUUUUCUCACGCAUAUUGAAAGCCAGCAUGCGGUCCGCAGCUCCACAGCGCGAGCGCUUAUCGAUAAAAUACUCAGAGAAGAGAGCACGGAGGAAUGGACAAAGUCUUGGAGUCUUGGCGCCAAUCACGCAGAUGCAGAAGAUUUUCAGUAUCGGAUGAGAGUUCACAUAAUGAGAAACAGGGGUAGCUUUCCCGAUUUUUUUUUGUUUUUAGACGAAAGGUAGAGGUAAAGUACACAAGGAGGAAAGCUGAAGCAGGUGUAUCACCAGAGGUCUUGAAGAAGAUGAAGAUGCUCUUCUGCAAUUUGCAUUCUCAUUCUCGCAAAGUAAAAGCCUUUCAUGCUCGUCAUGGUCCCAUAUAAUGGGAUGAGAUGAUGCAAAACAGGCGAAGUAGGCAUCAUGAUGCUAGGAAUGUUCAUGAUGAUUCAUGUGGAAUAUGAGUGCUUGAGGCCGCACUUUGCGAAAGGAGACGUGCUCCUUUCGGGGGUGCGGCCGCGGCUCACGAAUUUCAUGUGACAAUUACUGCAACCACUCUUUUCCUUCCGCACGUUUCUCCGGGAGGAUGAAAGGCAACCCCACAGCAUUUUGCACUCCCAUACGCCAAAGAGUCCGUGGUUUGACAAGAGCAGACUCUGUAUCUGUGAAAGGGUUGCGACAUCGCUGGGUGGCGACCGGUUGGCGGCGACCGUGGUCACGCGGCACCUCCUGGAUGCUUUGGGUGACGAGCAGAACCGGCCACAGCUGCCCGAUCUGGCAGGGGCGCUUGGGGCCGCAGCCGCCAUCGAGAAUCGUCCCGGAGUAUCGUUGGCGCAACCCGCCUGUCUCUGAGUCUGAUACUUGCGCGUAAAACUAAAAAGAAAAACAGUUCCGCAGCAUGUUAACAUAAGGCAUGUUAAAAAAGCUCCGAUUCUUGAAUUAGCAGGAUUAGGAUUAGCGCAGAAAGAUCAACAUAGGCUUUACCUACUUAUGAUGGAAGUAAACGCACCACACCGCAACAUGAUCACAUGUCGUAUGCAACCGUGUUAAGCACGACAUGUGACCUCUUGCGCUGUUGCGAAACGGGUCACCCCUUGCAGCACAAGUAAAGGAUCCAAAUCGCAAAGAAGAGGUGUAAGCCCUGUGUUGCUGGGGUUGAAGAGAAAGAGACAGGAGGUUUGCUUUUUGAUAAUGAGGGGCAAAUGGAGAGCCGGAGCCCUGCGAGUGCCGCUUCCAACGGUUUCUUGACGAGGAUGACGAACAGAACCAGAAGCGCGAGGCCUGGUUGAAAAAACUUCUGGUACUUUAGUAUCUUUACAGCUACAGGGACUUUUUUCUACAGAAAAGUAAAAGAUACACAAUUGUGGAGUCGCUUCUCAUCUAGCAUCUACUCCGUCAGCUGCAACGACUAUGACUUGAUAUCUAUAUACCACCUGAAUGUCUAUCGUGGUUCGGCUGCUGGUUUCAAAAAUGAACCACUGCAAAAGCAUUAACAUUGUAUGGCGUUUUUGUUUCGUCUAGCUCAGCGGCCGUUGAAUGCGAGGCGAAGCUUGCUGCGCAGAAUCCAUCUUCAUUUUGCAUAUGUGGGCUUUUCUGAGUCAGCAUUGCGAAGAUUGGUGUGACUCUCAUCAUGUAUUCGUUCGCAAUAUUUGAAAAGAACUGCCUGGACAGAGACGCAUGGAUGGAUCUCCUUCAAGCUCUGUUUGUUGAUCUACUAGACAUAAGGAAUCGGAAUCUCUAUGUUCACUAUCACGAAUACAGAAACGCGAACUCGAUCGGGGCGGCUUGACCGAUGCGCAGCAGAACAUGCUUGAGGCAAUGUUAGACCGUGUUGAACUCGACGACGGGAACGAGGAGUCCGACCAGCUGCAGUUCGAUCCGCACGACCAGGACGACUCGAUGGGACCAGUAUCGGGAACAAAACCACAGCU